AAACGUCAAAUGUACUCAGUUGGGGCAGAUGAGAGUAGUUGGAGUUAAAAUUGUUGAGAAAAUAGACAAAUUUAGAGUUAAGUAAAAUAAUGGAAGCUGCGCGCGCUUUUGAAAAAUAUUUAAGAGCACGAAUUCGCGCAGAGCGCUUAAAUUACUCAGUUUUCGAGCAAUAUGUUUCGCGAAGACAACAUAAAAGCUUUGACCGUUUGCGGGCUGGACAUUUUGCUACAUCUAGGAAUUCUUUGCCCACCUCAUACAUUAAAAUACCCAUGUGCAGGUCGAUGGCUGACAAUCGUCGACCAGUUCCCUGCCCCGAAAAGCCGAGCAAGGAGACUGUGUCGUCGAGAGCAAAGGACGAAGGCGCCGAGAAGGCGAAAGACCGACAGAAGUCCAAAGGGAAAAACAAAUACAUAUGUAAAUUACCUAUUAUAGUUGUGCGUUCGAAGCGAACUCCCGAAUGUACCCAUGGGUCUAGUACCAAGACGCGUUUCAGAUGCUGUUUGGUUAAAGAGGAGUUACGAACUAAAAUGCCACCGAAGGACUCAAAUACUUCCUCUGCUUCGCCAAUGGUCGUGCCUGGGUGUCCAUCGAGUCAAAGUUUAUCAACCAAGAGAGCAAAUCUGGCGGAAAAGCAGGAAGUCUUAAAGAGCGCCGAAUGCGAGGAAUUACCUGAAAUCGCCAAUGAAUUAGGCGCCCUUACGAAAAAACUGGAGCGGCAGAUUCAAAUGGAAAUCGAUCAAAAGCGAAUAUUGAAUACGAUGAACGAUCGAUUGAAACAGCUCUGCGAAAAUAUUAAAACACUAAACGAGACGACCAACCAAAUUAAGUGUGGAAAGGAAAAUCCGGCUAAGAGCCCAACCAAACAAACGUCGACUUGUCUGGAAAGUCCAAUAGAUGAAGGCAAUGCCCCGCUGGAGCGCACGCAUUCGAGCAGGUGUGAAUUCUGCAAGGACAGUGAUCUGCCCGUUAUUAGCACCAUGCAGUACCCACUCUUCAAGAUGAUAGGCAAACGAUCUUUUGGCGAUAUUGCGCUAUCAAUUCUAUUGCGGGCGGACAAUGUAUACCAUGUGAAUGUGAGGGAUCUGGAAACUGGCACCGUGCUGGGAUGCUUGCUGGUCAGCGAUGCUGGCAUCAGGGAGGCCAACAGCUUGGGCCUGUUUAAGGAAAUACUCACGUUCUGUGUUAUUGAUGAGCGGAGCACUAUCAGUGGCAAGGACUCGGUAUUUGGCAACAUUAACUUCGAGUUCAUACGUAAACAACGUCUAACGGGAGGAGAUAUGUUGAGCGAUAAUAGCCAACAGAAUCUGUGCCAUGAGAAGGCACACAGUCAUCAGUACGAAGCGGAAUUCUACCAAGCCGAUGUUCGAGGAUCCGUUGAAUCGGAUCAAGACGCCGAUUGCCAAUCGAAAAUUUUCGAGGAAGUCCAACCAAAGCUGCAAUUCCAUUCGACCAAACCCAACAAUAUCGUCAAGUCUGGCCACUCAGUAAGCAAGACAUUGACAGUUAUGAAAUCCAACCCGGGAAGUACUUGUAAACCCAAGAUGAGCUUAUCUGAAGUAAUUCGUGAAAUCAACUCCUACAGUAGCUCCAUAGUGCUAGCAGAUACGGAGACCAAGUAUCCAGUACGCAAAUUACGCAUCACUUCCCUCAUGGACUAUUCCUCCGCCUCUGAAUUCGAGGAUGACGAUUCUUCUACAACUACAAAAUAAGCAAAAUACGCUCAGUAGCUGCUCAAUCUGUCACAAUCUUUGCAUAUUCCAAAUUUAAGUGUAUUCUUUUUAAGUAUGACUUUGACAGAGAAUAAAUAGCCCAGAAGGUAUACGGGUUUUAGCCAGAA
Drosophila hydei is the source of this 1837-nucleotide messenger RNA. RefSeq lists its product as uncharacterized. Lineage: Eukaryota; Metazoa; Arthropoda; Insecta; Diptera; Drosophilidae. The transcript has 2 exons. The coding region runs from base 90 to 1709 and encodes 539 amino acids. The record is from RefSeq and is a predicted model, not a curated record.